AUGAAAUUUUCAAUCACCUUACUGUCAUCGAUACUUGCUGUCUGCUCAGUCACGAUCGCUAAUCCAGUUGAUUCCAGUUCGACCACGAGCACUGAAGCUAGCACUUUGUCAGCCUCUCCAAGCGCGACUAAAACUGCUGAACCUACCUCGGUUCCUGAUUCACUUUAUGGCGACUAUUCCGGCUGCCAUUUGAUUGAUAGCGAGGGAGUGGUUUUGAUUAAAAUAUUGGUAGAAUAUAGUAAAACUGCUGACAUUUUAAAACAAGAAAUGGAAGAGAAAAGAAUCGAGAUUGAAAUCCAAAGACAAAAGGUGAAAACCCAAAGGAAAGAAUUCGAUGCUUUGGAAAGUGAAGCCGAGGAAAGCAAUGACGCAGAAAGCUAUGGAUCAAAGAUUGCCGAACUUGAACUUGGGAUUGAAGGCAGUCGUGAGAUUCUUAGGAAACUUCGAAAGCAGUACUGGGAUCUCGAUGAGGAGUUUGAUGGCCUAAAGGAAAGACUAGCCGAGUUCCAAAUGAAAAUCCUAAAAUACUUUUUGGGCAAUGAUGGAUCUACACCACUGACUAUUAAUGAUUUUCCACGCCUGGAAUCGGUCCCUGGAUUUACGGAAUGUCUUGGCGAAUUCUACAGUGGCUCGUUGCAGUCACUGUCACAAUCUGGGUAUGAGACAACUUUGUAG
Batrachochytrium dendrobatidis JAM81 is the source of this 675-nucleotide messenger RNA. RefSeq lists its product as uncharacterized. The record is from RefSeq and is a predicted model, not a curated record. The coding region runs from base 1 to 675 and encodes 224 amino acids. The transcript has a single exon. Lineage: Eukaryota; Fungi; Chytridiomycota; Chytridiomycetes; Rhizophydiales.